This is a messenger RNA of Microstroma glucosiphilum, 609 nucleotides long. RefSeq lists its product as hypothetical. The record is from RefSeq and is a predicted model, not a curated record. Lineage: Eukaryota; Fungi; Basidiomycota; Exobasidiomycetes; Microstromatales; Microstromataceae. The coding region runs from base 1 to 609 and encodes 202 amino acids. The transcript has 3 exons.
AUGGAACUCGAGCUCGAAGAGGCCUCCGCCGAGAUCGUGGCGAAUCGCACUUCGGCUCCGAGGGCUCAACAUGAAUUAGCACAUCUGCGUAGCUGGCUUCGAGGCCGGCCAGAGUUCGAUCCCUCAGUGCCUAUCGAAUUCCAGAAGACUUUGGGCGCAAAGUGGGCAAAAGAGUUCUGUGAACAGGAGCAUGCAAAAGGCACACCUUCAGCGGAAUGGCUCUCCAGCUGGACCAGUCUGAGGAGACGUUUAGGGGAACCUUCUGAGGACAUCGCCGGCAAGACACACAAGGUGGCGAACGCUCUGCUCAAGGACCAGGGCCUCCUGCGAUCCAAUCCGGACAGCGACGAUGACGAUGACGAGAACGCAGACGACGAAGCUGACGGCGACGACCACAUGGACAACAACAGCUUGCGCAGUCACCUCGAGGAGGUCCCAACUGGAACCAAGUUUGUGCCCUCACCGCCCUUCAAAGGCGCAGAAGACGUCAGAGAGUUCAUGUCCGGUGCGGAGGUGAAGGUGUAUGAGCAGGAGCUGGUAAACAGGGCACCUGUGGACUUGGGAGGCCGGAGCGGAACAUUUAUGACCGUUACGAUCUCCACACGCUGA